ACUACAUCGUACCGCACUUAUUCUGAGUAGUUACAUAUUCUAAUAAUAUUUUAUUCAUUUUGUAUUCCAAAUUUAAAAAUGGACUUCGGAAAAGUUUUGUUUUUCGUGUUCGCUUGUUUCAUGGUAGUAUCCAUGGUAGCUGGUGCGCCGGAGCCACGAUGGAAAGGAUGGAAAAAAAUUGAGAAAAUUGGACAACAUAUUCGCGAUGGCAUAAUAAAAGCUGGUCCAGCUGUGGCCGUGGUUGGACAAACACAAGGAAUUAUAAAGGGUCGUUAAGUUUUAAUUAAUUGCAAUUGAUUUAAAAAAUGUAAAAAUUUAAAGAAUUUUAUGAUUUAGGUUCCUGUUUUGAAGUUUUGUGUAGACGUUUUUAAUAUUAUAUGUGCAUCUAAUAUUGGCAAUAAACAUACCUAUUAUAAAUAAUCGUU
This is a messenger RNA of Diatraea saccharalis (sugarcane borer), 425 nucleotides long. The record is from the annotation of a GenBank genome assembly. NCBI's taxonomy places the organism in Eukaryota, Metazoa, Arthropoda, Insecta, Lepidoptera, Crambidae.